Molecule: messenger RNA, 1974 nt
Organism: Paecilomyces variotii
Lineage: Eukaryota; Fungi; Ascomycota; Eurotiomycetes; Eurotiales; Thermoascaceae
Product: guanine-N(7)--methyltransferase subunit trm82
Exons: 3
Coding region: 138-1664 (508 amino acids)
Biological process (GO): RNA (guanine-N7)-methylation
Cellular component (GO): nucleus; cytosol; tRNA methyltransferase complex
Molecular function (GO): tRNA (guanine(46)-N7)-methyltransferase activity; protein binding
Source: RefSeq, a predicted model, not a curated record
UGGCCAUGAAGUGCCUUGGUGUCAAGCUGUCUUUCUGGUCGCGCGGCGUCCUUCCAACCAUCUGACUAUCCUGCUGCCGUCGCUCAGUAAGCUCAUUACAUCGUAUAUUCUGCAGCUCUCCAUCAUUUGACUCCGCCAUGGCUGCAAAAUUUCAAUAUCCGUUCCAGCGCAUCCAAUUCUUUGAGCCACAGGCGCCGGCUCAAAGAAUAUUGGUUGCUGCUGCUGGUCCAAAGCUUUACUGCUAUGCUGCUGAGUCUGGACGGCGACUAAGUGUCUGGCCUCAAGAUCAGGAGACGGCCAAUGGUCAAGAUUCAGACAUCGCCGAGAAAAGCACCGGUGCAGAUGGUCAGGAACCUCCCGGAAAAAAGAGAAAAUUGUCACCCUCUGCGGACGGGUCCAGCAGUGAUCCCAAGCCUAAUACCAAAGAGACAGGAAAAUCUCAAGCGUCGUCUUCGUGGUCACAUAUCUCUCUUUUGGCGACGUCUCCUACGGGGAAUCAUAUAGUCGCCGUCACCCCGGAGGAUAAAUGCAUCCGCGUAUUCGAGGUCGGCAAAGAUGGUACCCUUCAGCAUAUCAGCGAAAGGCACAUGCCCAAGCGUCCCAGCGUCAUCUCUUUGACGCCGGAUGGCAAUACCAUUAUAUGUGGUGAUAAGUUUGGAGAUGUCUAUUCUCUCCCAUUAAUUCCAAGCGAUAAGCCGAUUGUGCAGGCCAAGCCCUCUACACCGAAGCUAUUUCAGCCUGCAGCCACCAAUCUAACUGUCCACACCAAGCGGAAUCUGGAAGCUCUGGAACAGCAGCUCCGCGUGGGCAGCAAGAGCGCAGAAGAAAGAGCACCUCAAUUCGAGCACAAGCUGUUGCUUGGCCAUGUGUCGAUGCUCAGUGCUCUUACAUAUGUUUCGCUUCCUUCUCCCUCGUCAGCAGGCCAGUCUCGGAGCUACCUUCUGACUGGAGAUCGCGAUGAGCAUAUCCGAGUGUCUCGAGGAAUACCACAGACACAUGUCAUUGAGAACUAUUGUUUCGGCCAUACCUCAUUCAUCACUCAGAUGUGCAUUCCUGAUUGGCGACCGGAGCUUCUAGUUUCGGGUGGAGGAGAUGACCACCUUCUCGUCUGGAAGUGGCAAGAAGGCCGCAUUCUGCAGAAGGUGCCAUUGUUGGAUGACAAGUCAGAGUCCCGUGAAAUUGCCGUGCGAGGUAUCUGGGCACUCUCACUACCUGCCUCUGGAAAUGCUGUGAAAGUAGUAUUUGUAGCUGCUGAAGGAUCUCCAGAGCUUUUGUGCUACACAAUGGAAUCAGACGGCCAACUCAGACGACAGCCUUCGAUUCAGCUAACUUCCAACGUACUGGAUGUAGCAUAUGAUGGGGAAAACAACUCCAUCCUCGUGUCGUUGGAUGGAGUUCAUGAGUCUGGUUCCACGCAGGCUUUCAAAGAGAACCCUACUGCACCCCAAUCUUUUCUACAGGCCCUUCGUGUUGUUGAGGGACGGGACGAUUUGACUUUCGAGGCAGUUGAAGACUCGUUGGUCAGCAGCGUCAAUGCUGAGGGAACCACGGAUGUCGUUACCUCUGACGAUGAGAAGGCCAUUGAAAAGUCAAAGAAAGAUCUGACUGAUGCAUUGUACGGCCUCGGUAACCUCAGAAAAAGGGCGAAUGGAGAGGAGGAAUAAUUGUACAAUAUAUACUUGAGCUCAUUAAGAUAAGAGCCUGCAUUUGAAAAUAUGAAAAGUUCAGCUGUCUGCUUUGACGAUCUGCGAUCUGACAAAACAACCAGAUAUAUCCCAGCUUAUACCUUUGGAGGACAAGGUUAAAAAGAAUUGUAUAACCCCUCGAUUCAAUGUACCCUACGUCGCUUGAAGUGCUACUGGGUGGUACCAAGAGACGAAAUAACCUGCAGGUUUAUUAUUUGUGCCUUAUUUUGACCUUAAUAAUUCAGAGCCUGGGUUCGGUACUAGUGGGUCUUCUCCGCGCCAGAAUCAG